CCCUCCCUCAAAAGCCAAAGCCAAGACGGAGACAAAAAAGUUAGCAACAAAAAGCAGAGUGCAUGCAGCACAAGAGAGAAGACCGGACCGUCCGUCAGUGCCUAUAAAAGGCGAUAUCCCAACAACUUCCCCCCCAACAAUUCAUUCAUUCACCAUGGAUGUCGACAAAGUUUUCCACAUGACCGGCGGUGUCGGCGAUACUAGCUAUGCCAGAAACUCUUCCCUUCAGAAAAAGGGUUCCGAUAUGGUGAAGAACAUAACCCUGCAGACACUCCAAGAGCUUUAUCUGGCUACUGCUCCCAAGAGCUUGGGCAUUGCUGACCUGGGUUGCUCCUCCGGCGGCAACUCGUUUGCUAUCCUAAGAGAAAUGGUGGACGCCAUUGAAGAGGCCAGUCGAAAGGUCUUGCUGUCGGUGCCGGAGUUCCGGGUUUACCUCAACGAUCUCCCCACUAACGACUUCAAUUCGAUUUUCAAGGCCGUGCCAGAGUUUUACAGGCAGCUCCGGCAAGGAAGAAGAGACGGCGGUCCCUCUAUAUACGUUGCAGGCUAUCCGGGCACUUUCUACGGCAGGCUGUUUCCUAGCGAGUGCUUGCACUUCAUCUACUCUUCUUACAGUCUACACUGGCUUUCUAGGAUUCCGACGGCUCUUUACGAUGAGCAAGGCAGUUCAAUUAACAAAGGAGGCAUUUACAUCUCUGAAUCCAGCCCCCCGGCGGUUUCGAAAGCAUACUUCCGGCAAUUCCAAGACGAUUUCUCGUUGUUCCUUGGAUCGCGUUCUCAAGAGCUCGUUGCCGGAGGCCGAAUGGUGCUGAUCUUCCUGGGAAGGAUCGGUGCAAGCCAUGCCGAUAAAGGCAACUCCUUUUUGUGGGAGCUUCUCUCUCGAUCCUUCGCCAUCUUGGUCUCUCAGGGAGAAGUGGAGAAGGAGAAGGUGGACUCCUACGAAGUUCACUUCUACGCAGCAAGCAAAGACGAAAUAGAAGAGCAAGUGAAGAGAGAGGGUUCAUUCGAAAUGGAGAGGCUUGAAACGUUCGAAAUAGGCGAGGAAGUGGAGGCGGAUGGGGGUAAUAAGAUCCUCAGCUACGGGACGGUGGUGGCAAGGACGGUGAGGGCGAUCCAGGAAUCCAUGAUAAGGCACCAUUUCGGAGAAGGAAUAUCGCUGGACUGCUUGUUCAAGCACUACGCAAGGCUGGUGGAUGAAGAAAUGGCCAAGCAUGAGAUAAGACCCAUCACUUGUUUUCUCAUUCUCAGGAAAAUAUAAAAAAAAUAAAAAAAUAAAAAAAUAGAUUAAUUAAUUCGUUAAUUAAUUAAUGUGAUAGAUUCAGAGAAGAGAACCCAAAACAAGUACGUAUUUAUUAUUAACUUGGCAGCGAGAUGAUGAUGAUGAUGAUGAUGAUGAUGAUGAUCACUACUCCGUGUGUGUGUGUGUGUUUGUGUGUGUGUGUGUAUACAUAUAUAUAUGUUGUUAGUUUGAUGCUCAGCUGGUCAUCGCUUUGUCAAUGGAAGUUUGCUUGUUGAGAAAUGUGCCAAAAGCCCAAAGCAGCCGCAGUUGACCAGGGCCCGAGGCCCAAGACUUGCGCGGCCUGCUGGAUUCACCCGAGUGCAAAGAUUCUAUACGAGACUUUCAAAUUGGACUGGUCAUUGAAGUGGCGAUUUUACCAAUUUACAUGGAUUUGGAAGUUCAAAAUUAGACUAUAUUAAGUUAACUUUUAAAUAGUACUUAUAUUUUUUUAAAUAUAAUAAAUGCAUGUAUUUAAACACCCACAAGUUCUGUUUAUGUUUUCUUCAUAAGGAUUAACUCACGCAUUUAUUUUUAGAAGUCAGGGACAAUUUAACACUUUUGAAUGAAAUUUCAAAUUAACCAAUGUAUUUGGUUUUAGUUUUACCAGUUCAUGAAAAAACAAGCCAAUUUUAACUCGUUUGUAUACAUUCUCAGUCCCUUCGCCUCUAUUGACUAGGUUGCUUUGGGUGGAGGGUUAGUCUUGUAAUCCUUUGCUCGGCUCUAGUGAGCUAGCGUUAGUCUUGGCAUCUGUGCUUGGUGCAUGCUCUCUUCCGGGGCAAUCUUCUUCUUGGUGGUUGUCAAUGCUUUGGUCGUCAUCUACUAAAAAAUGAACACAAAAUGAUAUAAUUUUUUUAAAAUUUUAAUUUAAUGUACAACAAAGAUAGAGAACAUGGCAAGAGUACUUGAUUUUGAAGGAGUGGAGAGUGAGGACAAAGCAAACUGAGCGUGGCAAUGUGUUGGGUGUAGCCGUUGCCAAUGCUUUUGUGCAGAAAAAGAAGUGGAUUUUGAUUUCUACCGCUGGAAAAGCUUGAUGUGCCGUCAGUUACAGCGCUGUCCAUCAAACCACCAAGCCUACCUAACCCUAAUUCUAACCAAACUGGAUAAGAGCUCUAUUUUAUUUUAUUUUUUGGUCAUAUUCACUCGCUUGUGUGUAUGGCGAUCUAUAGAUAGAUACAUGUUGGUUAUUAUAUAUAAUCAUAACAAGGCCCCUUGCCGUCUUCUUCUUCCUUGUCUCCUCCCUUCAACAUGGGGGACCCUUCCCCUGCACUCAAUCUGUCAUUUGUCUCCUUCCACUUUCUUACACUUGUACUUGUCCUCAAUCUUUGUCCAGUGUUUUUUUUUUAAAUAAAAAUUAAGAGAAGAGAGCAUUAUAAGGAUUUUUCAGUUUUCUCCUACAAAAAUAUAUUUUAAUUGAUUUACUGGGUUAUCUUUAUUGUUGUGAGAUCAUAUAUAGAGAUAAAUAUUAAUGUUGAAUUUUAUAUUAAUACUGUCUGUAAUGUGUGAAAUACGAUGCUAAUAAAAAGUGGUAUUUUGAAUGUAUUGGCACAUAAUUUGUAU
Diospyros lotus (date-plum) is the source of this 2836-nucleotide messenger RNA. RefSeq names its product probable methyltransferase TCM_000336. Bases 155 to 1258 code for a protein of 367 amino acids. NCBI's taxonomy places the organism in Eukaryota, Viridiplantae, Streptophyta, Magnoliopsida, Ericales, Ebenaceae. The transcript is spliced from 4 exons. The record is from RefSeq and is a predicted model, not a curated record. Gene Ontology annotation, molecular function: S-adenosylmethionine-dependent methyltransferase activity. Gene Ontology annotation, biological process: methylation.